Saccharomyces paradoxus is the source of this 1224-nucleotide messenger RNA. RefSeq names its product putative oxidoreductase (gene PBR1). Lineage: Eukaryota; Fungi; Ascomycota; Saccharomycetes; Saccharomycetales; Saccharomycetaceae. The transcript has a single exon. The coding region runs from base 1 to 1224 and encodes 407 amino acids. The record is from RefSeq and is a predicted model, not a curated record.
AUGCCUUUGAAUAUUAUUGGGACUGCUCUCCUAGAUGGGACUGACAAAAUUCCUUACUUUCAAACAAUCAAAAAGGUGGCACCUUAUGUACUAGGGGCUGGUGCCAUUAAAUAUUGGUCAAGAGGACCAUCUAAUACAUGGGAAAGGAAGUUGCACGGUAAAGUUUACUUGGUUACCGGCGCUACCUCUCAAGGAAUGGGAACGUCUGUGGCGUAUAAAAUGGCGGAACUAGGCGCACAAUUGAUCAUCUUGGCUAGGGAAGUAGAUGAAUGGGUUACUGAAUGGUGCGAAGAAUUACGUGAAAAGACUAAAAACGAGUUGAUUUUUGUGGAAAAAUGUGAUUUGAGCAAUUUGUGGGAGAUUCGUAAAUUCGCCACAAGUUGGUUGGACAAUUCGCCACCUAGAAGGUUAGAUGGUGUCAUUGUCAUGUCUGGUGAUAUGGAGCCAUGGGGUAUCCCGAAAAUAUCUUUACCACAGAGGAGGUCAUCAAAGGAUGGGCUGGAACUACAAAUUGCUACAAACUAUGUAGCAAUUUUCCAUCUUCUGAACCUAUUACAACCUAGUUUCAAGGCUCAACCGCCUGAUAGAGAUGUAAGAAUCAUUAUUGCUACAUGCUGGUUACAAGUUGUUGGUGAUAUUAAUAUAGAAGAUCCCUUGUGGCAAAAUGCCAAAUAUAAAAGUGCUUUGAAGUUUUUCGCAAGCAGUAAGUUACAAUUGGGACUGAGCAUGAUGGAAUUGCAGAGAAGAAUUACUGAAGACAUUAAAAAUCAAAAGACAAAUGGCACUGAGAGAACAGGCAAAAAUGUUACCAUUACUAUGGUCCAACCUGGUACUAUGAGAUCAAACAGCUUACGUCGCGUCAUCAGUAAUGGUUCAGUGGCAUUGUUAAUAAUAGUGUACUGUAUUCUGUUGUAUCCUAUAUUGUGGCUGUUUACCAAGAGUGGUCGUCGUGGUGAUCAAAGUUUCUUGUACGCGUUAAUGACACCGGAGUUGGAGGAAAUAAACUUAAAAGACCCGAAGACUAAGUACAUCUCAGAUUGUUCACUUGUAAAAUUCGCUCGUAAAGAAUUUGAUGAUGAGGAAUUACAAAAGAAACUAUUCGAAAAUACGGAAAGAGAUAUUUUACAAUUGGAAAAGAAAGUAGCGGCAAAGAGAAAUGCCAAUAAGAAAACGGAACAAGGUUCUAAGAAGAAGAGUCAGAGCAAGAGUAGAAAAGACGAUUAG